GGAGAGACGGGUCCGUCUAUUUCCAUGUAGUUUCGGUAAUCUGCAAGUCAUCCUAAAUCGUGAUGAUGAUAUUCUAGUCAAAAAGCGUAUCGCCGUACCAUCGUCCAUUCAGUCGCACGUUUGCCAUUCCCACACUGAGGUGUGAAUUUAUCGCAGGAACUAACUAGCGGGUGUAACACGCUCAAAACGCAAUGGAUCGUUGGGUCGGAAAGGUGGCCGUAGUGACCGGUGCCAGCUCGGGCAUUGGUGCAGCUAUUGCAAAGGAUCUUGCCAAAGCCGGUAUGAUUACUAUCGGGUUGGCGCGGCGUGUUGAGCGCGUGGAGCAACUAAAGCAGGACCUACCGAAGGAAGCGGCCGGACGGCUUCAUGCGAUGAAGUGUGACGUUUCGGUCGAAACCGACAUCGAGCGAACGUUCCAGCGUAUUCGCGAUACGUACGGUGGUGUGGACGUGCUGGUGAACAAUGCCGGCAUUCUGCGAUCGGUCAAUCUGCUCGAUGUGGGUACGACGGCCGAUAUAAAGGCCGUGCUGGACACGAACGUAACCGGGCUGGUGCUGUGCAGCCAGCGGGCUUAUCAGUCGAUGGUCGAGCGUAAAGUCGAUGGCCAUAUCGUGCACAUCAACAGCAUUGCCGGGCACAGUGUCCCGAACUUCCCGAAGCUGAACAUUUACCCCGGUACGAAACACGCCGUCACGGCCAUCACCGAAGUUAUGCGUCAGGAAUUGAGAGCGGCCGCAUCGAAGGUUAAAGUGACGAGUAUCAGCCCGGGUGGAGUGCGAACCGAAAUCUUCGAAGGUGUCGAUGUCCCGGAAGACAUGGCAAUGCUCGAAUCGGAAGAUAUCUCGGAGGCGGUACUGUACGUGAUCGGCACACCACCCCAUGUGCAGGUGCACGAACUCACCAUCAAACCGGUCGGGGAAGUGUUCUAAGCGGUUUCUAAGCCGGCAUUCGAAAUUCAAAAUUAAAUUCUCACAUAUUUUGAAUGUUUGUCAUUGGAAGCCGUUAACGGCAAUUUGUGUGCGCACAAGGUCAUAACCGAAGGUGGUCAAAAUAAAGUAGGCUAUAUGUUAUAA
This is a messenger RNA of Anopheles funestus (African malaria mosquito), 1073 nucleotides long. RefSeq names its product farnesol dehydrogenase-like. The transcript has 2 exons. The coding region runs from base 192 to 929 and encodes 245 amino acids. Lineage: Eukaryota; Metazoa; Arthropoda; Insecta; Diptera; Culicidae. The record is from RefSeq and is a predicted model, not a curated record. Gene Ontology annotation, molecular function: oxidoreductase activity.